Messenger RNA from Nasonia vitripennis (jewel wasp), 904 nucleotides. RefSeq lists its product as uncharacterized. NCBI's taxonomy places the organism in Eukaryota, Metazoa, Arthropoda, Insecta, Hymenoptera, Pteromalidae. The transcript is spliced from 3 exons. The record is from RefSeq and is a predicted model, not a curated record. The coding region runs from base 1 to 546 and encodes 181 amino acids.
AUGCCAGGGCGAGCUAGCUCUGCAAUGUUUAGCGUGCGCCGAGAGAAGUUUUAUCACCGUUUUUGGGCGAUCCGGCACAUCAAUUCUUGUGCCAGCAUCAUCAAGCAGCCAAAAUACAUCUGUGAGUUGUGCGAAACGACAUUCGAACGGAUCGAUGAACUAAGAAGACACUUUCAAGACUGUGCAAGUGAUUGUUUUACAAGUCUUCAGUUGGAGAACAACAACACGAAUUCGGAGGAAGAAUUAGAUAUGUUCAAGUACUUUGCCAACUCAUCGGAGAUAUUAAGGAAAAGCGUGAGGGAAUACGGACAUGAACGUUUUUAUGCGCACUUCUGCGUGGAGUGCCGCGAACCCAUCAUCGAUGAAACAUCGGUCGACGCAGUAGACUGCGAUGAAUGUAAAGUUAGUUGCCUGCUGCAGUGCAACACGUGCAAAUGUCUACACGAGACUUACGAGUCCAUUAUUGAGCAUUUAAAGGGGAGCUAUUGCGGAUAUAAGAUGCAAUUAGCGGUGGACCCGGAUGCUCAACUUCACGAACAGGCGUGAAAAAUUAUAAGAUGCACAAAGGCUAUUGCAAACAGAAUCGACCGUCUGGAGAUGUUUCAAUGCCCAAGGAAAGUGACGCAGCUUAUCACACAUACAUCGUGCACAAUCAUGGUUUACGUUCGAAUACAUAUGUAGAACCUUAAAACGUUUUUUAAUUGUCGAGAUGAUUUAAUUUUUUACUGUACUUAUUUAUUUAUCGUAAAAUAAAAAAUUUUUAACCGCUCAAUCAUUAUAUGCUUGUCUUUUAUUGAAUGAAAAACUGAAGUAUACUUUAUCCUCUUAGAAAAUAUUAUAAUUUCCAACUCCACAAAUAACGUUUUCCUAUUCAAAAACGUAAGAUCGUUACUGCGUGUGCAAA